AUAUUGCCCGGUUGAUCUGGCGCAGCUGGGAACACUGCAGCCGACGCCAAGUGGCGCGCCAGACAGCGCAGCCGCACCAGAACAGGCGCAGACAGACACAGCAGCGCAGCAGCCAUGGCAGACGAGAAACCCAAGGAGGGAGUGAAGACGGAGAACAAUGAGCACAUCAACCUGAAGGUGGCAGGGCAGGAUGGCUCAGUGGUGCAGUUCAAAAUCAAAAGGCACACUCCUCUCAGCAAACUGAUGAAAGCUUAUUGUGAACGACAGGGGCUGUCGAUGAGGCAAAUACGGUUUCGAUUUGAUGGUCAGCCCAUCAAUGAAACAGACACACCCUCUCAGCUAGAAAUGGAGGACGAAGAUACGAUUGAUGUGUUCCAACAGCAAACUGGCGGAUCUUCUCUUUAAAGACUGUUUCCUACGAACAUCCCUACCUCCCCCUUUCAUCCCUCAACAUGUUUGUUAUGCCCAGUCUUCAAAUGCUCAUGACCAGUGUUGAUACCAUCCAGUGGAAAACAAAUGCUGGGAGAGGACAGCACAGUUGGUGUAGAUAGAUUUUAUCACACUGUCAUUCACAUGUUAACAUUUCUGAACUGCGCAGUGUAGACGACUUGUAAGCUGCAGUGAGUCUAAUGUGCCGAAGAAAUUAAAAGCUUAUCAUGAUCCCCCCCUUUUUUUUCUUUUCUUUUUUUCUCCUUCUUCUUUAGAAAGUUUUGGGAAAAAAUCCUUGGUCCUUGUUUUUGUUUUUAUACUUACAUCAUUGAGGUUCUGAUUCAGAUGAAAUUUUGUUAUUGUAAGCCUGCAUUUUAAAUUCACUGACAUCUGUUGUAAUGAAAAUGUAUUUGAAUAAAUUGAUUUCUUUUUUUCUCCUUUUUUUAAA
Molecule: messenger RNA, 877 nt
Organism: Lates calcarifer (barramundi perch)
Lineage: Eukaryota; Metazoa; Chordata; Actinopteri; Centropomidae
Gene: sumo2a
Product: small ubiquitin like modifier 2a
Exons: 4
Coding region: 115-405 (96 amino acids)
Biological process (GO): protein sumoylation
Cellular component (GO): nucleus
Molecular function (GO): ubiquitin-like protein ligase binding; protein tag activity
Source: RefSeq, a predicted model, not a curated record